AUGAAGUCUGCUGUGUUGCUCUCUAUGGUCCCCAGUGUGCUGGGCACAACUAUCUACUUGGCCGGCGAUUCAACCAUGGCCAAGGGAGGCACUGGAUCCGGUACUGCAGGAUGGGGCGAGUAUGUCUCCCCCUAUACAUCAGCCACGGUCUCCAAUCAAGCCAUCGCCGGCCGCAGUGCACGAUCCUACACCCGCGAAGGCCGCUUCGACACGAUCGCCAGCGAAGUCCAAUCCGGAGACUGGGUAAUUAUCGAAUUCGGACAUAAUGACGGAGGUUCGCUCACGCCAACGGACAAUGGCCGCACCGACUGCUCCGGCACUGGGGAUGAGACAUGCACCACGACCUAUGACGGCGUGACGGAGACUGUCUUGACCUUCCCCAAGUACCUGGAGAACGCAGCCAGCACAUUCGUGGCCAAGGGGGCCAACGUGCUCAUCUCCAGCCAGACGCCCAACAACCCCUGGGAGACCGGUACAUUCACGUACUCGCCCUCGCGGUUUGUGGGAUAUGCCGAGUUGGCAGCUCAGACUGCUGGUGUAUCGUAUGUCGACCAUGGAGCUUAUGUGGCUGAUAUCUUUGAGUCAUUGGGUGUGGAUGUCGUCGAUGCAUACUUUCCGCUUGAUCAUACCCACACGAGCGCUGAGGGUGCCUCGGUUGUGGCUCAGGCUUUCUUCAAGGCCGUCGUCUGUGCCGGAGUUGGAUUGGAGAGUCUCCUGAACACUGAAAGCUUCGAGGGCGAGUGUCUUUGA
Molecule: messenger RNA, 750 nt
Organism: Penicillium cataractarum
Lineage: Eukaryota; Fungi; Ascomycota; Eurotiomycetes; Eurotiales; Aspergillaceae
Product: rhamnogalacturonan acetylesterase RgaE
Exons: 2
Coding region: 1-750 (249 amino acids)
Molecular function (GO): hydrolase activity, acting on ester bonds
Source: RefSeq, a predicted model, not a curated record